GCUGUGCAUAUCUCCUAUAUGAAUAUGGAGGAGGAAGAAGAUUUAGACAACAAACAGUUAUGCAAAACUGGUCCAAAUCAGCAAAAGGAGAUUCUUCACUUUCCAGAUAUACACUCCCUGAAUAACUCUCAAGCUGCUCCUUUUAAGAUUAGGCAUUGUUCUCUAUUUAUACCUUUGCUUCAUAUUGGCAAGAAAAUGCCUCAUUUGAGCAAAUUGACUAGGAUGAGUUCAAGUAUAGCUGCCUCUUCUGGUCUCUUUAUUUCACCUCUAAGAGAGCAAUUUGAUAACUGUUUUAAUAGUGCUUUGAUAUCAAAUUGGCUGGAGAAAGCUCAUAAUUCCAUUACUGACUUGGAUGCUUUAUGCUCCAUUGGAGACAGCUGUGAAUGCUUUGCACAUUUCUGGUUUUCUGAACUACAAUAUGAUUCAAAACUGCAGUUAUUGGAAUUAGAAAUGAGCCUAAUUGAUGAUGAAUUGCAGCUUGCAUUUCUUGAGGGGUUGGACUCUGACUUGCAGCCUUCUGAUUUGCAUUUCGUCUUUGCUGCCACACUGAGUGAAUAUCCCAUGGAACUCCUGAACAAACAGAAACCAUAUGUUUUCCUUGACUAUUUAAACCUGUUAUCUUCAGAGCAAACAACUGGAUAUAAUAAUGUUAUGCUUUCAAGCAUAAAUUAUACAACAGCUAAUCCUCAGCUAUCUCAGUGGUUGUUAGCUGUACAAGCUUUUGCACUAACAAAUCUGUGGCAUGCAGUAGUACAGGUAAAAACAAAACAGUGCUGAAAUUUUAUUACUGGCUGUUUUUAAGACUAAUAGAAAGAUAUCUGACUAAAUCAAAGAUAGUGUUGAGACAAAGUUACCAUUCAUGUUCCAACACAAUAUCUAGACAACUAAAAUUAAAUCACACUUCUAAACUGCUAGUGAAAUGGACUAUCUAAUAAAAGGGAAUGUUUUUAUA
Molecule: messenger RNA, 952 nt
Organism: Gavialis gangeticus (Gharial)
Lineage: Eukaryota; Metazoa; Chordata; Crocodylia; Gavialidae
Gene: FAM220A
Product: family with sequence similarity 220 member A
Exons: 1
Coding region: 19-777 (252 amino acids)
Biological process (GO): protein dephosphorylation; negative regulation of transcription by RNA polymerase II
Cellular component (GO): nucleus
Molecular function (GO): STAT family protein binding
Source: RefSeq, a predicted model, not a curated record